AUGGAGAACUUCCGUAAGGUGCGCUCGGAGGAGGCGCCGGCGGGGGACGGUGAUGAGGGUGGCAGCCUGAACUCUGGCCCUUUCGCAGACCUGGCGCCCGGUGCUGUACACAUGCGGGUCAAGGAGGGCAGCAAGAUCCGCAACCUGCUGGCCUUUGCCACCGCCAGCAUGGCGCAGCCAGCCACGCGCGCCAUCGUCUUCAGCGGCUGCGGCCGGGCCACCACCAAAACCGUCACGUGCGUCGAGAUCCUCAAGCGCCGCCUGGCGGGCUUACACCAGGUCACGCGGCUGCGCUACCGGAGCGUGCGCGAGGUGUGGCAGAGCCUCCCGCCUGGGCCCACGCGGGGUCAGACGCCUGACGAUCCGGCCGCCAGUCUCAGUGUACUUAAGAAUGUACCGAGCCUGGCCAUCCUACUUUCAAAGGACGCAUUGGAUCCACUACAACUCGGCUACCAGCCUCCGAACCUCAAUCCUGGUCCUUCGUCCACUCCUACGGUGUCGACGUCCAAGAGGAGCCUGGGGGAAUCUGCUGCUGGAGAAAGCACCGCUAAACGGUCUCAGCCUGAGCCAGGGGCUGAGAAUGAGGACUCGACCGCCUGAGAACUCCUGGCUCUGAGCCACCUCAACACUCCCACAUCCUCGUGCACUUUCAUACCAAGGUUUUAAGGGGCCCAUGUUCCUGGACUGGAAGAUUGACAGCAGGGAUCCCAAGGCGACCAGAGAGGGAGCUCAGGAAUGAUAAGAGGAUCCCCUGAAGUCCAAGAAAACUUUGUGGGAAGUGUUGC
Molecule: messenger RNA, 785 nt
Organism: Cricetulus griseus (Chinese hamster)
Lineage: Eukaryota; Metazoa; Chordata; Mammalia; Rodentia; Cricetidae
Source: RefSeq, a predicted model, not a curated record